AUUCAUUUGCCUGAGGCUCCGGAGGAAAAAAAACAACAUCAAAUAGAGCAGUAAACAUCUGUAGCAGAGUUGUUUGUAGUAAAUAUGGUGCUACUGGAACUAGUGAAGUUGACUAGGCGAAUGCACGAAAUAAACACUGUAUAACUUGCUGAGUGAUCAUUAGGAUAUUAAAAUGGAUAACAGCGAAAUUAUAUGCGUUGAAGUUCAAGAAAAUGAAAACGGUGAAAUAAUUUAUGUUGAGAAGAUUGAAAAUGACGACUACGUUGUUAUGGACGAUGAUUUCUGUGUAGUGGAAUGUGAAAUUGCAACUUCUGGUGAGAACACAAAUUGUUUGGAUGGUAAUGACAAUUCUGAAGCAUGCAACCCCAACGAACCCGUUGAAAUAAUAUUCUUGCGUAACUUUGAUGAAGAUGGGGAUGGAGAUCCAAUUAUAUUAAAGCAGGAAAUUGGGGAAAAUGAUAGCGAAAUAAGUGAUGAAAAUUCAGAAGAUAGUAUUGCUGCUGAUAAUACCAUAAAAACAUAUGUUAAGAAGCAUCAAAGCUUAGUUAAAUUGGAGCCAGUAACAAGCAAUAAGUACAUGAAAUUUCAUACUCCAGCAAGGUGUCAUUCUCCAGCCAAAACAAUAGCAAAAACACAGAAACUUAAUGCCCUACUUCAAGUUGCUAGUGGUAAAGUAAGUCAGAUGUCUAAGGCACAAGUAUCAUCUUCACAGGAAAUUAAGUCAACAGACAAGCGGCUGAUGUCCAAUCCCAACAUACAUAUACGGCGGUUAAAUGCUUUCAGCCAACAGCGGCCAAAGCUCUGGUCCCAUCGGGUUGACAGAAGGAAUUUUCGUAAGGACGGCCUACUUAACAACAUAACAAACAUUACAUCUCACCAGACAAAAGACAGUUUAUCAAAACAAAGUAAUAUCAAGCAGGAAGACUUUAAUAAUAUGCCAAAAUGUAACGUUAAUUCUCAAGAUCUCCAGGCUGCAGUCAGAAGAAAAGUGAAGGAACUACCAUAUCAGUGUGAAAUGUGUGAUAAAUCCUUCAGGCAAGCAAGCAGUUUAGUGAUACAUCUUAAAGUGCAUGCAGGGAAGUAUUCAGACAAUUGUGUUAUAAGUUGAAAAGCUAGUUCAGAUGAGAUGUACAUAAAGUCAGUGGUAUUAAAAAUGCCUAAUGUCUAUAUGAA
Messenger RNA from Cryptotermes secundus, 1173 nucleotides. Its product is annotated as zinc finger protein 449. The transcript is spliced from 2 exons. The record is from RefSeq and is a predicted model, not a curated record. Bases 173 to 1108 code for a protein of 311 amino acids. Lineage: Eukaryota; Metazoa; Arthropoda; Insecta; Blattodea; Kalotermitidae.